AAAAUUCAUUUGAAACACGAGAGAAAAAAACCCCAGAUCCUUCGUCCCUUCCUCUUUCUCUCUCUUUCUCCUUCGCGAGGAAAAAACCUAAAUCCUAAUACCUAACAGCCGCAACUAGCAAGCCGCGCCGUCGCCGGAGUCCUUUCGCUUUACCGGUGAGUUUUCCGACGCACACGCACAGUAGCAGCGCCGCGACAAAAACCCUAACUAGUACACUGUAGUAGCAGCGCCGCGAGAAUCAGAAAAACACGCACAGUAGCACUGUAGCAGCGCCGGACCGCCGUGUGUCAUCCUCGAGCACUGAUAAUUGCCAAUUUUUAGCUGAGAAUGGCGGAUUCAAAGAGAUCAAAGCUAACAGGAGAAGCCCUUGAGCAAUUACAACAAGGGGUAUCGCUUGUAUUCUCACGUUGGUAUAUGCUUCGAAUGUUGGUGGAUCAUGAGUGGGGAGAUAGUUGUUCACGAGAUAUAGAAGCCUCUUUGUUCGCUUCUGUUGUCAAUUUCUUUUGCCACCCCAAGAGCAAUGAACCUCUAUACAUUGACGAGUUAGAAGAUUUGCUGCUUGUUGCCAUGGAUAAGUUAGGACUAAAUGAUCCUUCCGAGGAAGUAGAGCAGGUGGCAUUGAAAUUAAUGAUUAUGCAUGAAGAAUGCUUAGAAGGUAAUUACCAAUCAAUUCAAAAGCUUAUGGAGACAACUCAGGCAAAGCCAGUUCCCCAUGUUCCCCAUGUGCUACAGACUAGCAUGAGUGCCAAUGAUCUGAAGAAUGAUGAUGAAGAAAGUAUGAUGGUUGAUUCACCAAUAAAUAAUGAGGUUGCUUCAAAAGAUAUGGAGGUUGAUGGAUGGGUAACUGUUACCCGAAAGAAGAGCAAGGGUCAGAGACUCAGAGGGGAGUAGAUUUAGUCCAUGAUGGGAUGGUCGCUAUGCUAUGGUUAUCGUAUGGCACGUAUGACGUUAACUUAAUAUAUUGUUUUGUCUUUCUAUAAAUUGGUUAAUUGGACUAUGUAAAGUUUUUCGCUUUUCAAAUGUCAUCUUAGUGAAGCAUUUAUAUACGAUCUUUAGUUCAA
This is a messenger RNA of Beta vulgaris subsp. vulgaris (sugar beet), 1061 nucleotides long. Its product is annotated as pre-rRNA-processing protein TSR2. The transcript is spliced from 5 exons. Gene Ontology annotation, cellular component: nucleus. Gene Ontology annotation, biological process: maturation of SSU-rRNA from tricistronic rRNA transcript (SSU-rRNA, 5.8S rRNA, LSU-rRNA). The coding region runs from base 328 to 891 and encodes 187 amino acids. Lineage: Eukaryota; Viridiplantae; Streptophyta; Magnoliopsida; Caryophyllales; Amaranthaceae. The record is from RefSeq and is a predicted model, not a curated record.